Alternaria arborescens is the source of this 279-nucleotide messenger RNA. RefSeq lists its product as hypothetical. The coding region runs from base 1 to 279 and encodes 92 amino acids. The record is from RefSeq and is a predicted model, not a curated record. The transcript is spliced from 2 exons. NCBI's taxonomy places the organism in Eukaryota, Fungi, Ascomycota, Dothideomycetes, Pleosporales, Pleosporaceae.
AUGCAAAUAAUCAAUCUUGCUGUCUUGGCUGCCACCUUAGCCACCGUCGGGGCACUUCCCUGGUUUCAGGACGCCAAUGGAGUGUGGGUUGCCAACAACGCAUGGUGGGACGACCUUAAUGGCGUCCACAAGGUCCACGAGGCCUGCGCCGCACAAGACGGGUCUAGCAACCACGGUGAUGGAGCGUUGUGCGCUUACGCGACUGAUGCCAAUGGUGGCAUUUUCAACGGAUGUAAGUGCUCUGGAUCUGGAUGGCUCAAAACGAGGAAGCCUCUCUGA